AUGGUCUUGUCUAUCCGAGUGGACAAGAGGUGUGGCACCAGCACCCACAACAGGAUAGUGAGGAAUGCUGCUGCGCGUGGAAAAGUUGUCAAACAAUCCAAAGAAGCCAAGCCAGUGUCGAAAAAUAGGAAGAAGAGGGCUCAGAAACACAAGGAGCCUGAAAUCCUGCCUCCCAACUUCAAGCCUUUGUCUGUCUUAGCACGAACUUACCCCGAUUUCGACGACGGGCUCACUGAAGCAAAGGUUAGACGCGGAAAAGAGGUCCGAGAACAUGAGAAUAUUACACAAGGAAGAGUGAAACGACCGCUCAAUUGUUUUAUUCUAUACCGAAGUCAUUUCAACAACGUGACGAAGCAAGAGCUCAAGAAAGCGGCAAAAGCAACUCCUGGAGAAAAGUCAAAAGAUGGAGACCCGCACAUACCUUCUAUCAAUCCUCGAGUCUCGGAGUAUGUUGCAAGAUCAUGGAGGAAUGAAACAGAAGCGAUUAGGGCCAGAUUUGAUGCUCUGGCUGUCGAAGAUGCAGCGGAACAUCUGUUGGCCGACCCAGAUUACAAAUAUACGCCAAAGCCGAAGAAAGGCAAGAAAGGCAAGAAAGGCAAGGCCCGGUCAAGUGGCAAGGGCAGAGCUAAAAGACGUGAGAGCAGUCCAGACUCAGAUGAUGAGGACGACGCAGAUUUCUCUGACGGUGAUAUGGAAUCGAUAUCAUCACGUCAUCAUACACCUCAGACUAUACACUCUGACUCGAGGAAGUCUCCCCUCCCUGAGGUGGCAGGACAGGAGUGGGUUGCUGUUGACAAGGAGUGGGUUGCUGUUGAAAAGGGGUCAUCACCGUACCCCGACCCAAGGUACUACGACUAUCAUCAGCCAUCACCAGCGUAUCAGCAACAAGCACCAGCGUUUCAUUACCAGCAAAUGGGUCAGGAACUACCAGCGCGCUCGCAACAGUCACAAGAACUUUAUCAACCUCCCAACCACAGGGAGCCUCCUCUUGGGACAGUUGAUCCAAGAAUGUGUCAACGACCAGGUACAGAGGACCCGCAUCUGGGUCUGCCAUCAUCAACUCAAUACACAUCAACCCAAUUCCCUCCAGUGUACACUGGUGGCAACAACGAAAUCGAAACAUCGGUCGGGCAAUUUGGGAUGCCAUAUGAUCCCAAUGAAAUGGAUAACAUGCUUAACCUUUCUCCUUCUUAA
This is a messenger RNA of Clonostachys rhizophaga, 1194 nucleotides long. The record is from the annotation of a GenBank genome assembly. Lineage: Eukaryota; Fungi; Ascomycota; Sordariomycetes; Hypocreales; Bionectriaceae.